AUGACGGGUGGCCCCGGACGAAGUUUCCACGACGAGGAUUGGGCCAACAUGACGCUGCCCCCGCAGGAGGAGAGCGAGGUGUACUGCCGGAUGCUGCUGGAGGCGCCGGUGCCCCCACCUGCCGACCAGGUGCCGUGGUUCUGCAUCUGCACCCGCUGUCAAGGGACGCUGGGGCCCAAAGGAGACCGAGGAGACAGGGGCCCGUCAGGUAGUCCAGGGAGUCCUGGCCGGAGAGGACUGACAGGGUUCAGAGGUCGUCCAGGGUUCGUUGGAAGACAGGGAAUAAAAGGACAGAAAGGAGACGAGGGGGAGAAAGGAGACCGUGGCUUCGAGGGACACAUGGGCGCCAAAGGAGAGCGAGGCUUCAAAGGUGAUAAAGGGGAGCAUGGUGUUGAGGGCCCCACAGGGGAGCAGGGUCCUAAAGGAGAUGAUGGCAUCUGUCCUGAUGCCUGUGAGAUGGUACUGGGUCCUCCGGGACCUCCGGGUCUCUCCGGCCCCACCGGCCCCAGAGGUCUGCCUGGAGUCAGGGGCCCCGGAGGGCCCCCGGGCCCUAAAGGAGAUCCUGGCUCUGUGGGGCUCCCUGGAACUCCAGGAGCACCUGGACUGAAAGGAGAGCUGGGCGCUAAAGGUGAGUGUACCUGUCAGGACGGAGCGGUGGGGAGUCAAGGGGAGAAAGGCAAGAAGGGUGAGCUGGGAGAAAAGGGGCAGAUGGGCCCCGAGGGGCAGAAAGGUGACACGGGGCAGAAGGGAGAUUUGGGGCAGAUGGGAUGGGUGGGUCCUCCGGGUCCGUGUAUGCCGAGCAUCAAGUCUGCGUUCUCAGCCGGCCUGAGGGGCAUCUUCCCCCCACCCAAUACCCCUGUCAUCUUCUCCAAUCUUCUGUACAACCUCCAGGGGCAUUACGACCCCACCCAGGGCAUCUACACCGCCCCUGUCAAUGGGACUUAUGUCUUCAGCUACCACCUCACCGUCUUUGAGCGCGUCCUCAAAGUCGGCCUCUUCCACAACUUUGUCCCGGUGGUGAAGACGACUGAGCCUGCAGAGCUGGGCACCGCCACGCAUCAGGUGGUCCUUCACCUGGCCCGCAGCGACCGCGUGUGGCUGCAGGUUAAAGACGCCACCACCAAUGGCAUGUAUGUCAGCAACGAGGCCAGCAGCACCUUCUCAGGAUUCCUGCUCCACCCUGACACAUGUGACCCGCCCAUGAGCAGAGAACCCAUUCUCCCGAUGCCCCACGGUGAUGCCACGUAUGACUGGGGCAUCCUCCCGGGCCCCAACACCACCCUCAUCCCGCCUGCUGACUCUGAGGAAUAA
Messenger RNA from Lampris incognitus (smalleye Pacific opah), 1311 nucleotides. RefSeq names its product complement C1q and tumor necrosis factor-related protein 9. The record is from RefSeq and is a predicted model, not a curated record. Gene Ontology annotation, molecular function: protein binding. Lineage: Eukaryota; Metazoa; Chordata; Actinopteri; Lampriformes; Lampridae. Bases 1 to 1311 code for a protein of 436 amino acids. The transcript has 4 exons.